Messenger RNA from Cricetulus griseus (Chinese hamster), 2453 nucleotides. NCBI's taxonomy places the organism in Eukaryota, Metazoa, Chordata, Mammalia, Rodentia, Cricetidae. The record is from RefSeq and is a predicted model, not a curated record.
AGCGCCGGGAGGACGCGGCGCCUCCCGGCAUGGCGGCUCCGGCCAAGCGUGCGCGGGUGAGUGGCGGCUCGCCCCUCACCACGCCCUGCCCGGUCCGGAGAGUUACCCGCGCCCCCCUGUCGCCCCCGGCUCCCGGGCGCGGCCAUGCCACUUGUUUCUCCCCGCUGGCGGCGUGGCCCCGCGGUGGCCAGUCCGACGGCGACGCGGUAGCCGGCUUCCUGCGCUGGUGCGCGGGAGUGGGGCUGGAGCUGAGUCCCAAGGUGGCGGUGAGCCGGCAGGGCACGGUGGCCGGCUACGGCAUGGUGGCGCGGGAGAGCGUGCAGCCGGGGGAGCUGCUGUUCGCAGUGCCGCGCUCGGCGCUUCUGUCUCCCCACACCUGCUCCAUCAGCGGCCUGCUGGAGCGAGAGCGAGGCGCGCUGCAGAGCCUGUCGGGGUGGGUGCCGCUGCUGCUGGCGCUGCUCCACGAGCUGCAGGCCCCAGCCUCACCCUGGAGCCCCUACUUCGCGCUCUGGCCAGAGCUCGGGCGUUUGGAGCAUCCCAUGUUUUGGCCAGAGGAGGAACGGCGGCGCCUCCUACAGGGUACAGGUGUCCCGGAGGCCGUGGAGAAGGAUUUGGUGAACAUCACUAGCGAAUACCAUUCCAUCGUCCUGCCCUUCAUGGAGGCUCACUCCGAUCUCUUCAGCCCCACUGUUCGCUCACUGGAACUCUAUCGUCAGCUCGUGGCUCUUGUGAUGGCUUAUAGCUUUCAAGAACCACUGGAGGAAGAGGAUGAUGAUGAAAAGGAGCCCAACUCCCCCUUGAUGGUGCCUGCUGCAGAUUUACUAAACCACAUAGCCAAUCACAAUGCCAAUCUUGAGUACUCUGCAGAUUAUCUCCGGAUGGUAGCUACUCAGCCCAUUCCCAAAGGUCAUGAGAUUUUCAACACCUAUGGGCAAAUGGCUAAUUGGCAACUGAUUCAUAUGUAUGGUUUUGCUGAGCCCUAUCCUGACAACACAGACGACACAGCUGACAUUCAGAUGGUGACAGUCCGGGAUGCUGCACUGCAGGGAACAAAGGAUGAAGCUGAAAAGCUGCUCUUGUGUGAACGCUGGGAUUUCCUAUGCAAACUGGAGAUGGUAGGGGAAGAAGGAGCCUUUGUGAUUGGUCAUGAGGAGGUGUUGACUGAAGAGGAGCUAGCCACCACACUCAAGGUACUGUGCAUGCCUGCUGAGGAAUUCAGAAACUAUAAAGAACAGGCUGGACAGGGAGAGGAAGAAAGAGAAGAGGUCAGUCUGGCAAUCGCAAAUAUCCCCAAGCUCCAAGCAUCGUGGAAGCGGCUUCUUCGAGACAGUGUUCUACUGACCCUUCAGACCUAUGCCACCGACUUAAAAACUGAGCAAGAUUUACUUAGCAAUAAGGAAGUCUACGCCAAGCUCAGCUGGCGGGAACAGCAAGCCUUACAAGUCCGCUAUGGUCAGAAGAUGAUCUUACAUCAGGUGUUGGAACUCACAAGCAGGUUCCCUGAAUGACCAGCAGUGAAAACCUUUUAAGCUUGUGUUUUGUUGCUUUGGGUCUUUUGCUAUAAGACAGUAUCAAAGGAAAAGUAGCUAAAGAUGAGCUAGGAUUAAUCCAAGGCAAGAGUUACGUGUUGACAUUUUAGGACUGAGAUUUGGUAAUCACUGCCAAUUGUUAAGCACAUUCUAUUUUUACUAAUGUCUUCAGGUUUUUAGUAGAAUUUAAUAAAUAUGGACCGAGCUGGACUUUGUGAAGUUCAACCUUUUUGAAGUCCAUUUCCUGUAGAGAACUGAAGCAUUACAGGUAGCUUUGCUGCACCUUCAGUCUCAUCAGUAGUCUAUCUAAAGUUGGUUCUCCAUGUCACAACUCACUUUCUCAAGGACAUGAAGGACAUCCAGGUUUCAUUUGGUAAUGUAGAUUAUAAAUGGAAUUGUUUCAAAUACUACCUAUUUAUACUAAAAAAAAAAAAACACCUAAAGAGUUUUUCUAAUUCAGUUUAACUGCACAGAUUUUCUUGCUCCAACAGCUUCCUCCUGUUGAAACAGCAAAGGUAUAUAAAAAUUUCCUUGCUUGGCAUGGUUGUAGUAUACCAGUAAUCCCAGCCUUCCGGAAGCUGACAGGAGGUGGAUAAUUUAGUCUACAUAGUAGGACCCUGACUUCAAAAAAAAAAAAAAAAAAAGUGUAAGUAAUAAUAGGAAAUUUUGGUGAUUUAGUAAGAAGUGAUUAUUUCCCAGGAGACUUGAGUUAUCCACUUUCUUCCUCACCAUCAUGGGCUGCUGCUGCUGAGAAAGGCACAGUGGACUCCUAUUCAUCUAACUUUAAUGUUUACUGUCUUCACACACACAAGAAAGCUGAGCUAGGGCCCAGGAACUACAAAGGCUACAAAACAGAACACAGACCUGGCUAUUCUCUGAACUUUUAAGAUCCCUAUUAAAAAAAAAAAAAAAAAAAAAAAAAAA